AUGCAGCAAUCGCCGACAUCAAGGAAGCAUGUGCAUCGAGCCGGAAAGUUGGAGAGGGUGCGUAAUGUGAGUCGCCAAGCUGGGGAGCCAAGAUAUGCCAAUGCCGUCCCAGAAUUAGGGGGGUCCGUACGAAAUACGCAUGUCCGAAGUCUGCAUACUCUUAAACGAGAGGUACGCGCCUUCUGUAGAAGUUGUGACACUAUAUUCGGCAGAAGAAGCACAAUCAUUUGGAAGGUCGAGAUCGCAACAAAACCAGUGAAGGGGCUCGGUUCGAUGAUGUCAGCAGUUGCUAGGCCAAGCGCGCGGCACUUGCCAUUGCAGAGCUCUCAAGAAGUACACCCCAGUCACCAGUAUUGGCAGAGAAUCAAAGGAAAUCAACCAAUGCACUCCGCACGCGUAGCAGAUUGCCGAGUUAGCGUGGUAGCGAUCGCCAACCCCAGCCGCAAUCCACCAGCCACAUGCCGCCCCCACAGACCACGUCUUCCAAGUCAGGUGCUACCCGAACCAGAAUUGACUGCCAAAGAUGCCGCGCCCGACGCAAUAAAAGUGACGAAACCCGUCCGUCAUGCCCAGUACGCCCCUCAUACUGCCUGCGAAGGCCAAUGGGCAAUCCGCGGACGCAGGAUUUCUGCCAUCCAAAUCGGUGGCCGAAGCCAGAAAGUCUGA
Molecule: messenger RNA, 666 nt
Organism: Boeremia exigua
Lineage: Eukaryota; Fungi; Ascomycota; Dothideomycetes; Pleosporales; Didymellaceae
Exons: 2
Coding region: 1-666 (221 amino acids)
Source: RefSeq, a predicted model, not a curated record